This is a messenger RNA of Quercus lobata, 952 nucleotides long. RefSeq names its product MDIS1-interacting receptor like kinase 2-like. The record is from RefSeq and is a predicted model, not a curated record. Gene Ontology annotation, biological process: protein phosphorylation. The transcript has 2 exons. Bases 1 to 930 code for a protein of 309 amino acids. NCBI's taxonomy places the organism in Eukaryota, Viridiplantae, Streptophyta, Magnoliopsida, Fagales, Fagaceae. Gene Ontology annotation, molecular function: ATP binding; protein kinase activity.
AUGGUUUAUGAAAACAUUGUUGAGGCAACAGGGGAUUUUGAUUACAAACAUUGUAUUGGUGUUGGGGGGUAUGGAAUUGUCUAUAAAGUUGAGUUGUCAACAGGUCAAGUUGUUGCUGUAAAGAAACUUCAUCCACUCUCAGAAGAUAGUGUGGCCAAUGUAAACACUUUUACCAGUGAGAUAAAUAGUCUAACUGAAAUACGACACCGCAACAUUGUAAAGCUUCAUGGUUUUUGCUCACAUCCACAGCACUUGCUUUUAGUCUAUGAGUUCUUGGAAAGAGGGAGCUUGAAAAAAAUACUAAACAAUGAUGAAUCAGCAUCAAACUUUGAUUGGGCUAAGAGGGUAAAUGUUGUCAAAGGUGUUACAAGCGCUCUAUCUUAUAUGCAUCAUGAUUGCUUACAUCCAAUAAUUCAUCGUGACAUAUCAAGCAAGAAUGUUUUGCUAGAUUCGGAAUAUGAAGCUCAUGUCUCUGACUUUGGCACGGCUAGGAUUAUGACUUCUGACGCAUCUUAUUGGACUUCAUUUGCUGGCACUUUUGGGUAUGCCGCUCCUGAACAUGCUUACACAAUGGAAGUAAGUGAAAAGUGCGACGUUUAUAGCUUUGGAGUAGUCACAUUAGAAGUAAUUAUGGGAAGGCAUCCGGGUGAUUUGAUCUCAUCAUUUCUAUCAACCUCAUUUGCAUCAUCUUCCUAUGAUGUGCUAUUAGAAGAUGUAUUGGAUCAACGGCUUGCAUUGCCUACUGGGCAAGUUAUGGAGAAGGUGGUUUUAGUGGCAAAGAUAGCAUUGGCAUGCUUGCACACCAAUCCACAUUCUCGUCCGACCAUGCAACAAGUUUAUCAAAAGCUAUCAACUUGGAAAUCCCCAUUCACAAAGCCUUUGGGCAUGAUCACAUUAAGAGAGCUUGUUGGUCUCGAAAAUCUGAUUUAAGCUUCCCAAGUGUUUUACAUAU